Acanthopagrus latus (yellowfin seabream) is the source of this 4958-nucleotide messenger RNA. It is a transcript of the gene ano5b, whose product is annotated as anoctamin 5b. The transcript is spliced from 21 exons. Gene Ontology annotation, biological process: chloride transmembrane transport. Gene Ontology annotation, cellular component: plasma membrane. The record is from RefSeq and is a predicted model, not a curated record. Bases 257 to 3007 code for a protein of 916 amino acids. Lineage: Eukaryota; Metazoa; Chordata; Actinopteri; Spariformes; Sparidae. Gene Ontology annotation, molecular function: protein dimerization activity; chloride channel activity.
CUUCUCUCGGGCAGCGCCAGGCAGCUCAGCAGGGUCCAGCUUCUGCGAAGUGUCCGCUUUAUUACUGUAAACAUGACCCAUCUACCAUCCAGAGAUCUGAAUCAAACCCAUUGAUUUGAGCGUGCGAUCGGCCGGAUUACCUACACGGUGGAGUCCUCGUCGAUCUCCUCCUCCUCCUCCUCCUCCUCUACCUCCUCCACAAGCUCCUUCUGUCACCGAGAAGGUGAAGCCUUGAGAAAUAACACCAGCCGCCGCUAUGAGACGAAUAACGGGCAAGGCGAAGGAUGAAACUUUGAUCGAGCUGCAGAGCGCGACAGAUUCACAGACCGGAGAUGGUCCCGCGGUGUUGACCGCAUUCAGGAUCAACCUGCACUCAGAUGAAAACAAUGGAAAUGGCGUUCCAUUAUCGGAAAGAACAUCGCUCCCUGGACAUGCAGAAACGGACAAGCUACGACCAAACAGAGACACUGUGUUCUUCAGGGAUGGAGUUCGAAGAAUAGACUUUGUAUUGUCUUAUGUAGAUGACAAAGAUGGAGAAAAGAAGCAGGAAAGAAGGAGGGAAUUUGAGGCCAACCUUGAGAAAGCAGGACUGGAGCUGGAGACAGAAGACAAAUCAGACUCCAAAGACCAAAAGACGUAUUUCUUGAAGAUUCACGCUCCGUGGGAUGUGCUGGCCACCUAUGCCGACGUCUUAAAAAUCAAAGUUCCCUUCAAGGAGAGUGAUAUCCCCCACGGUCAGGAUGUCCCGCUCGAGUGGCUCUCACGUCCUUUCCGCCUGCCAGAGCACAUCAUGCACCCGGCGCCUGACUACUUCACCUACCCUUUUGACAAGACCAAGACCGACUUCUUCCUCAUCAGUGACAAGGAUACUUUCUUCCCACCUUCCACAAGAAACAGAAUUGUGUUCUACAUCCUGGCUCGCUGUCCGUACUACAAUGAGGGUCGGAUAGACAAAGAAAAGACGGGAAUCAAGCGGCUUCUCAGCAACGGGACGUAUACAUCAGCUUUUCCACUUCAUGAUUGUCGAUACUGGAAAAGGGCCAGAAAUGCAGAAUGCGAGAGUGAGCGCAACAACUUGUACAGGCACUGGGCCAGAUUCCUCUGUUUUUACAAAGAGCAACCUCUCAACCUCAUCAGGAAGUACUACGGGGAAAAGAUCGGGAUCUACUUCGCCUGGCUCGGCUUCUACACGGAGAUGCUGUUCUUCGCAGCCGUCAUGGGCGUCAUAUGUUUCACCUAUGGAGUGCUCAGCUAUGACGACAACAUUUCGAGCAAAGAGAUAUGUGACGCCAGUAUUGGAGGCAGUAUCUUGAUGUGUCCACUCUGUGAUAAGAAGUGCCCUUUCUGGAGGCUCAACUCGACCUGCCUGUCAUCCUGGCAAUCCCAUCUGUUUGAUAACGAGGGGACGGUAUUCUUUGCCAUAUUUAUGGGGAUUUGGGUAACUCUGUUUUUGGAGUUCUGGAAACGGCGUCAGGCCCGGCUGGAGUACGAGUGGGACUUGGUGGACUUUGAAGAGGAGCAGCAGCAGCUUCAAAUCCGGCCCGAGUUUGAGAUCCGAUGCACUAACAGGAGACUCAACAAGAUCACUAAGGAAAUGGAGCCGUACCUCCCUGUCACCAGCAAGUGCGCUCGCUUCUGCCUCUCAUCGGCCACCGUCUUAUUCUGGAUUUCCCUGAUCGUGGCUUGUAUCACCGGGGUCAUAGCGUACAGGCUGGCUGUGUAUGCUGCCUUCGCGAGCAUCAUCAAAGACCCCAAGAGGAAGAUCCAGGUGGUGAGCAGGUUCAUCACUCCACAGCUGGCGACCUCUGUCACCGCCUCCUGCAUCAACUUUGUCAUCAUCAUGAUCCUCAACUUCUUCUACGAGAGAGUGGCCGUGUGGAUCACCGAUAUGGAAAUCCCAAAGACCCACCUGGAGUAUGAAAACAGGCUGACCAUGAAGAUGUUCCUGUUCCAGUUUGUCAACUACUACUCCUCCUGCUUCUACGUGGCCUUCUUCAAAGGCAAAUUUGUGGGUCAUCCCGGUAACUACACGUACAUGUUCGGCAAACUGAGGAACGAGGAGUGCGACCCUGGAGGCUGCCUGAUCGAGCUGACCACGCAGCUGGUGAUUGUGAUGGCUGGAAAACAACUGUGGGGAAACAUUCAGGAAGCUCUGCUGCCGUUGAUGCGUAACUGGUGGAGUAGCAGAAAGGGACGACACAAUCCUGAGAACCAUUACAGCCGCUGGGAGCAGGACCACGUCCUGCAGAACUUUGGCCAGCUGGGAUUGUUCUACGAGUACUUGGAGAUGGUGGUCCAGUUUGGUUUCAUCACUUUGUUCGUGGCCUCUUUCCCCUUGGCUCCCCUCCUGGCUCUGUGCAACAACAUCCUGGAGAUCCGGGUGGACGCCUGGAAGUUCACCACACAGUUCAGGCGACCAGUGGCGUCCAAGGCCCGAAACAUCGGAGCGUGGCAGGAAAUCCUCAACGCGGUGGCCAUUUUGUCUGUUGUUACGAAUGCGUUCAUAAUGGCGUUCACCUCUGACAUGAUCCCCCGUAUGGUCUACCUGUAUGCCUACGGUCAUGGCAUGAGGGGCUACAUUAACAACAGCCUGUCAAUAUACAACAUCUCACGGAUACCCGAGAGCAACAUGCCUGAGGACAAAGACUACUUGUCUGAUAACUCGACUACCUGCAGAUACCGUGAUUACCGUUACCCUCCCGGCCACGAGAAUGAGUACGCUCACACCAUGCAGUUCUGGCACAUCCUGGCAGCCAAAAUGGCUUUCAUAAUAAUCAUGGAGCACGUGGUCUUCGUGGUGAAGUUCUUCGUGGCGUGGUUGAUCCCGGACAUCCCGUCAGACGUGAAGGCGCGGAUCAAACGGGAGCGCUACCUGAUACAAGGGGAACUGCAUGACUACGAAGUGGAGCGGCUCAAAAUGCAGCUGAGCGCCAGCUUCAUCACGGAGCCACAGUCAGAAAUGUCCUUGACGACGGACAAACACGAGGUGCUGUCCGAGUGCCUGUAGCUCCCUGCGUCACACCUCCGACUAACCAAGCCAGGGAUGGAUGCUGAGAACAUCCACGUACAAGGGCUUCUGUCUUCGGGAGAGAAAAUGAAGCUGUUAUCUGCUCCGGCUGCAUGGACUCCUAUAUUAGGGUCUGUGUUGAAAGCAUGAGAAAAACGAGUCACUGCUUAAAAUCAGCUUCAUGAGCGAAGGAAAAAAUCCUGUGCCAUAAAAAGAAAAUAUAUAUAUAUAUAUAUCAGAAGGUGCUGUGAUGGAAAAUAACAGCAGAAAGAUUGUACCUGCAGCAUUCCACGUGUGAUGCCUUCAAACUCUCCUUUCAUUAUGGCUGAAAAUGAGUCAUCCCUGUACGUGCUGACAGAGUUAAAGAUAGUGUUGUUGAACAUGUGACAUUAGGUGUAAGUACCCUUAAAAGAGUUGUUUAUUAUGAUAUCAUCCAUUGAGUUUUCUGCAUGUGAUUCUUCAGCUGUGAUGUCUGACUGCUAACUGUGGUUAGAAAACUCAUAUCAGUUCAGCUGCAGAUGUUGUUCGUCAUGUGGGCUUUUUUUCUGUCAUUUAACUAUGAAUGUAGAAAACACUCGCAGAUUUUGAAUAUCUAGAUAUGAAACACAUGUAUAUGUACUUACUCCUUUUAUUAAAAGCAUUUUCAAAAGGGUAUCUACAUAGCUGGGCUAUAAGAUUGGCAGUUUAGAAGAAGCUGUGCAAAAACUGUGCGUUUGAGAACCAAGUACCUCCAUCAUUCUGCGGUGGGAUCAGAGAGUGUCGGCGGUGUUAUUCCAUGCGGCUGCAGGCUCACGUCUCAUCCUCCAAAAUGUUUCUCCAACUUGCUGUGGGACCAAUUAUACAUUUUGUUUUUUAUCAGAAGGAAAAGACAGAUCCUCUGUUUCGAUAUAAUCAGUUCGUGUGUGCGAGUUCAGGCCAAUCAUGAAUCGCACACGGAUAAUAGACGGCCUGCGCGUCUGUUUCCGGAUUCCACAUCACUGCUGUCUCCGUAUACUCCAGGCGUAAACAAUCGCAAGCUUCAUUUCAGAGAAAGCAGGACUGCCUGUACCCUGGUUGGAGAUACGUGUGAGCAAGGGACUGAGUUAGAAGAAUAACUCUAGCUGGUGACUAAGUUUUGCUGUAGAUAGAGAAAUAUUGUUUCUUUUGUUUUCUAUUCUGAAGGGUUUUAGUGCAAUUAAUUUAUUGAUCUGCUUCUGCUCUCUCUUGUGAAGCAUGUGUGUCCAGAGCUACUUCAUAGUCAUCUUUUUUUUUAUUAUUAUCAGUUUACUCGCAUAACCUGACUUCUCUUUUUAUACCAAGCAACACUUAAUAAGUGACCAUCAAGCAGUUUAAGUUUGGUCAUUUCUAAAGUACAUAUUACGCUAUGAAUUACUACUUUCUAAGGGACCAGACAAGGAAAAAAAAACUUUGCUACUCGUUCUGCAGGAGACAAAGAUUGCAUUAUAUUCCUUCACAGUACAAAACUCAUCCAUCAGAUGUCUUUUUGUAAACUCUAAAGACUAAUAUGCAUUUACUCUUAUCAGUGUUUUUAUUGAAACCUCUUUGUUGUUAAUGUAAAUCUUGCAUUUGUGAUUCCAGUCAAAGACUAAGCCUGGCUUACUUCAAUCUCAGGAUUAAACAUCUCCCCGUGUUUGUCAAGCAGUCUGCAGACGUCAGAUGUGUGCAGCCGACCCCAACGGGUGCACGAUGUAUAUCCCAACUAACUAAUGCCUUAAACGUCUGUUUUUACAUUUUGUAUGAUUUUCUAACAACAAAAUUUCCAAACUGAAUUCCGAAUCUGUUUUGUAUCAUUUGUUGCUGCUGCUAGUCUCUGCAAAGUAGUUGCUCUUUCUGCUUUGACCCGCAUGAAUUCUAAUGUAAAAAAAAAAUGUCUGUCUGUUACAUUCUAAGUUCACCGUAGCCUACUGUACAGAAACGCUGUUAAUAUUCACAAAUAAAUGAAGGAAUAACA